Paramuricea clavata is the source of this 3842-nucleotide messenger RNA. NCBI's taxonomy places the organism in Eukaryota, Metazoa, Cnidaria, Anthozoa, Malacalcyonacea, Plexauridae. The record is from the annotation of a GenBank genome assembly.
AUGAACAAGGUUUCUCAAGAGUCUGGGAAGUCGCAUUUUCUCUAUGUGCAAGGUCUUGGCCAAAACGAUUGCUUAGAAAUUCCUAAUGCCCUAUCAAUUAAGGAUUUAUCUGUGGCGAGAAGUUGCAUUCCAACCAAAGGAGAUAUUAGCAAAUGGAGUCAUCUGAAUGACGUACAUAUUCCCGAAUUGAAAAAUCCAGAGGUGACUCUUCUUAUUGGCACUGACGUACCAGAAGCUCAUUGGAAGAUGGAAGAACGACGCGGACGUAAAAAGGAGCCUUAUGCUAUACGAACACCGCUUGGGUGGUCAGUUGCAGGUCCCAUGGGAACAACGUCAGAAAGUGAAUUCAGUGCGUUCUUUGUUCGUGAAGAGGAUGAAUUCCUCGGCCGAACGGCAGAGAAGAUGUUUGAGAUGGAUUUCAGUGAAAGUACGUAUGGGCAGAGCCUCGGCAUGUCUUUAGAAGACAAGAAAGCACUGUCAAUAAUGGAAGAGUCUCUCAAAGUUGUGGAUAGUCAUUAUCAGCUCGAUUUACCCUUUCGUGAUAAGCUGGGCUUUCCCAACAACAGAGGUUUAGCCGAAAGAAGAUUACAUUCGCUUAAGGCACGUUUAAAGAAAGAUGCAGAUCUUCACGAGAAAUAUAAGAAGGGAAUCAACAACAACGUCGACAAGGGCUAUGCUUCCAAGAUCCACGAAAGUGAAGGUAAUGAUAUUCAGGCGGAAGAAAGAAAUGUUUGGUACCUCCCCCAUCAUCCGGUCCUUCAUCCCCAGAAACCGCAGAAACCAAGGAUUGUGUUUGACUGUGCCGCUAAAUAUGAAGAUAUGUCACUGAAUGACCGGCUACUACAAGGUCCGGACCUGACAAACAAACUCAUCGGAGUUCUGUCUAGAUUUCGUCAAGAUCCAACUGCUUUUACAGCGGACAUAGAGGCGAUGUUUUGCCAGGUUAAGGUGUCCCCGAUACACCGUGAUUUCUCAAGUUCCUGUGGUGGAAAGAUGGAGAUUACAACCAACCGGUGGAAGUGUACCGUAUGUCAGUUCACCCAUUCGGAGCGACAUCUUCGCCAAGCUGUGCUGGGUUUUGUUUGCGUAAGACAGCCGAUGAAUUUGAAAGCGAAUUUGAUCCAGAGACGAUCGAAACAAUACGUCGAAACUUCUAUGUUGACGAUUGCCUUAAGUCGGUUUCAGAUACACAGAAGGCAAUUCGUUUGAUUCAGCAGCUCCGUGAUAUUCUGAUGAGACGUUCUUUCCGGUUAACGAAGUUUGUGAGGAACGACGUAGCGGUUUUGGCGUCAGUACCCGAAAGCGAACGUGCCGAGUCUGUUGUCAACCUCGACCUCGACGAACUCCCAGUCGAAAGAGCUAUUGGGGUACAAUGGAAUGUACAGGAAGAUGUCUUCAGUUUUCGUAUCGUCAGCAGGAAGAAGGCUCCGACCCGUAGAGGAAUCCUGUCAGAUGUCAGCUCGAUGUAUGACCCCCUGGGGUUUAAAUCGCCUUUCAUUCUACCCGCCAAACGCUUGUUGCAACGUUUGUGUAAAGACAAAGUAGGAUGGGACGAAGAGAUAUCCCCGAAUAUGUUGAAGACGUGGGAACGUUGGCUAGCUGACUUGCCUCAUUUGCAACGAAUAUCGGUUCCAAGAUAUUUCAAAUCUCACCAGUUGGACGAAGUCAAGAAUACACAAUUGCAUAAUUUCUCAGACGCAUCUACGGAAGGAUAUGGUGCCGUGUUCUACCUUCGUUUCGUUGAUGUGAAUGACAAGAUCCAUUGCUCAUUGGUGAUGGGAAAAUCCAGAGUAGCCCCAAUGAAGCCGACGACAAUACCAAGAUUGGAGUUAACUGCAGCGACAGUAGCCGUGAAGCAACAUUGUCAAAUUCGAGAAGAGCUCGACUUGCAAAUCGAUGCAACUAUAUUUUGGACAGAUUCUACCUGUGUUCUACAGUACAUAAACAACGAAUCUGGUCGGUUCAAGACUUUCGACGCCAGCCGAAUAGCCGCCAUCCACGACAAUUCAAGCCCAUCGCAGUGGAGAUAUGUGAACACUGAAGUAAAUCCUGCAGAUUAUGCUUCCAGAGGUUUCAGCGUCCCACCAACCAACACGAGAUAGAACAGUGGAUCAACGGACCGAAUUUCCUCCGUAAGACCGAAGAUACGUGGCCGAAUCGUCCCGAAGGAAUAAAUGUCCUACCUGAUGACAAACUCGAAUGGAAACGAGAGGUGGAAAUCUACGAAACACAAACGGAAGAAAUCAAGCCCCUCGACACCUUUAUUCAACAUUACUCUUGCUGGUAUCGCCUUCAAAAGGGAAUCGCGUGGCUAAAUCGUUUCAUCAAGUAUCUUCGUGUUCCUAAUUCCAACAGUGUUUCUUAUAAGAAUGACGGAACGCAAGCGGACAUAAGUACUCGUUCCCGUGACGAAGUCACUGGGGCCGGCGUAGGGCCUUUGACAGUCGAUGAUUUACAAAAUGCAAGGAAACAACUUAUUCGUUACGUACAACAGGAAGCCUUUCCCGAUGAAAUUACCCGUCUUAAACGCAGAUCGAGCGCUCAAUCUACCUCGAAAAUUGUCGUGAAGAAAUCCAGCAAAUUGGCAGCAUUAUCACCUUUCCUCGCAGACGACGGUCUAUUAAGAGUUGGAGGCCGAUUGGAUAGAGCAUCAAUAAGUUUUGACGCCAAGCAUCCCGCGAUCAUUCCAAGCAAGCACCACAUUGUAGAACUGUUGAUACGGCACUAUCAUGAGCAAGAAGGACACUCGGGCGUUCGUACUGUUUUAUCGGCUAUUCAGCGUGAAAUUUGGAUUCUCCAAGGGCGUUCCAGGAUUCGAUGGAUCAUUGGCAAAUGUGUUCAAUGCCGCAAGAAAUACGCGUCGCCCUGUGAACAGAUAAUGGCGCCUUUACCAGCAGCUCGUGUAACUGUUCCAGAUUAUCCAUUUGCGUCAACGGGAGUCGAUUACUUUGGUCCUUUGAUGGUGAAGAGAGGUCGAAGUCAAGUCAAGAGAUACGGAUGCAUCUUCACUUGUUUGGCCAUGCGGGCAGCUCACAUAGAUCGAAGUCGCACAUUCUCUCGAUGCAGAAUCGUUUCUCUGUGCAUUCAGUCGCUUCACAGCCCGUCGAGGGGUUCCGAAGGAAAUCUUUAGUGACAAUGGAACCAAUUUCAUUGGAGCGUCAAGAAUCUUGAAGGAAGAGUUCAAGAAUAUUCAGUCAGUGGAGUCUCAAGCCAAGAUCAACGAUCGUUUACGAAUGAAAGAAAUCACGUGGCAUUUCAACCCUCCCUUGGCAAGUCACACUGGUGGAGUGUGGGAGCGCAUGAUUCGAUCAAUCCGAAGAAUAUUAACUGCACUGACAAGCGAGCAGGUUAUUGAUGACGAAGCACUUCUCACGUUCUUAGUCGAAGUGGAGAGAAUUCUCAGCGAUCGCCCCCUGAAUCGUAACCAAGGUCAAGUAUGUGAUUUGGACCCACUAACUCCAAGCAAGUUGCUUCUCUUGAGAUCGAACUCGUGUCUUCCUACAGGCGUGUUCGUUGGUGAAGAUCGUUAUAGCAAGCGAUGGCGACAAGCUCAACUUCUAGCUAACACAUUUUGGAAACGAUGGUUGGGUGAAUACCUACCUAGUCUGCAGCAGCGCCAGAAGUGGCUGAAACCCAGAAGGAACUUAAAGGUCAAAGAUUUGGUGUUAAUGGUGGAUAAGAGAUGUUCACGAGGACAGUGGCCUAUGGCAGUGGUCGAGGAAGUUUUUGCAGAUAAGGACGGAAUGGUGCGUCAAGUUAUGAUUAGAUCGAAUGGCGGGAAAUUUAAGAGACAUGUCCGUGAACUGUGCCUAGUCGAAGAAGCGAAAGAAGUCGAUGAAUAG